AGUUGCUUAGCCCUUUGAAACUUGUAGGAAAGAGAAGAGCAGAGAGGCGGUUCUAGAGAUAGAAAGAUAUCGUGUUCCGCGUCGUUUUCCAUUUACGGAUACAUUAUUCUGAUAAAUAUACAAAUUAAUAUCUCUCCUCAUUUCACCAUUUAUCUCAUGCGUGCAGGCUAUUCUCAAAUCUCUCUGGUUUCUACGAUUAAUUCUUGGCCCUAAACGAUUUCAAUUCUCUUUAAGCUUCUUCCUUCUUCAUUCACCUCUUGUUUCUAUCGGCCUUUUCUUUUUCUAUCAAAACUCUUCUUCUCUAAUCUUUCCCAACUUUUCUCUCUUCUCACUUAUCUCUAUCUGGGUUUGUUUUGAUUGUAGCGAUGGGAGGCAAUAUGAGCAAGAAGCCCACUGAAACUUCUUCUUCCCAAUUCACACCUGAACUCAUCUCUUACAAGGCUGCCUGCCGCCGCGACGCCGACCUAAGGACGUUCGACAACAACCUGCGGGCUCGGACCAGUCACGUAAUCAAUACUCUUGCCGUUGGGGUUGAAGUUCGAGCGCUUUCGUUUGAUUCUCUGAAGGAAGUUACUGAGUGUCUCCUGGAGAUGAACCAGGAGGUGGUUAAGGUUAUCUUAGAAUGCAAGAAAGAUAUAUGGAAGAGCCAGGGGUUGUUUGAGCUUGUCGAGGAGUAUUUCGAGUGCAGUUUGCAGACUCAAGAUUUCUGCACUGCAUUGGAGAAGUGCUUGAUGCGAGCUCGGGAUAGUCAGCUGCUGAUUCUGGUGGCGCUGCAACAAUUUGAGGAGGAGAAUAAUGAUAUGGGUGCUGGGCGGAGGUACGAGAGGACUCUUGAGGAAUUGAAGAAUUUCAAGACGGCUGGGGAUCCAUUCACUGAAGAUUUCUUCCAGAUAUUUCAGUCUGUUUAUAAGCAACAUAUUUCGAUGCUGGAGAAGCUGCAGCUGAGGAAGAACAAGCUUGAUAAGAAGCUGAAAAGCAUCCAUGCUUGGAGGAAGGUUUCAAGCAUAAUAUUUGCUGCUACUUUUGCUAGCGUAUUGAUUUGCUCGGUGGUGGCUGCCGCCUUGGCUGCCCCACCUGUGGCAGCAGCACUUGCAGCUGCUAGUUCUAUCCCUCUGGGUUCAAUGGGGAAAUGGAUUGAUUCUCUGUGGAAAAACUAUGAACAAGCAUUAAAAGGACAGAAGGAGGUGAUCAAUUCAAUGAAGGUGGGUACAUUUAUAGCUAUCAAGGACUUGGACGGCAUUCGGGUUCUAAUCAAUCGACUAGAGAUAGAGAUCGAAGCUCUUCUGCAGAAUGUGGAUUUUGUGAUUGAGGAACAAGCUGUGAAGAUUGGAGUUGAGGAGAUCAAGAAGAAGCUGGGUGUCUUCAUGAACAACGUUGAAAGUCUGGGAGUGCAAGCCGAUAUUUGCAGCCGUGAUAUUCGGAGGGCAAGGACUGUGGUUCUGCAGAGGAUAAUAAAGCAUCCUAACCAUUGAUUCAAAGAUGAUCCUACACCCUGCUGAAAGGUGUUGUUCUUGUUGAAGAUUAUCUGAACCUUUUGUUCAAAAAUAAAUAUAUAUAAAUAAAUUAAAAGUGGAGUUACGUUGAAAACAGUUGGGAAAAACUGCUAGUAGUUUAUAUGUGUUUAGAUUAAGACAUGUAGUUAAAAAACUCCCUGCUGGUUUGUAAGUUAUCUAAAAACUACUUUGUAACUGACUUGUCUAUAUAAAGACAAGCAUAUAAGCAUUAGUGUUGUAUGAACAAAUACUGAAAGAUUAUUUUUAAGUCUGAAAAAUAAUUUGUUUCA
This is a messenger RNA of Mangifera indica (mango), 1783 nucleotides long. Its product is annotated as UPF0496 protein At4g34320-like. NCBI's taxonomy places the organism in Eukaryota, Viridiplantae, Streptophyta, Magnoliopsida, Sapindales, Anacardiaceae. The coding region runs from base 366 to 1472 and encodes 368 amino acids. The record is from RefSeq and is a predicted model, not a curated record. The transcript has a single exon.